Anopheles gambiae (African malaria mosquito) is the source of this 1773-nucleotide messenger RNA. It is a transcript of the gene Smu1, whose product is annotated as WD40 repeat-containing protein SMU1. Gene Ontology annotation, biological process: mRNA splicing, via spliceosome. Gene Ontology annotation, molecular function: protein binding. Bases 129 to 1658 code for a protein of 509 amino acids. Gene Ontology annotation, cellular component: precatalytic spliceosome. The record is from RefSeq and is a predicted model, not a curated record. NCBI's taxonomy places the organism in Eukaryota, Metazoa, Arthropoda, Insecta, Diptera, Culicidae. The transcript is spliced from 2 exons.
AACACACACGCACACACGUACACACUGACACUGCGCCUGUCAACAAAUGCUGUACCAAAACAACGCUCUACGCGACGAAAGCAAACGAUUUCGGACUGCCGCUAGUUUUUUCCUGAAUAUUCUGCAAAAUGUCUAUUGAAAUUGAAUCCGCCGAUGUGAUCCGUCUCAUUCAGCAAUACCUGAAGGAGUCCAACCUACACAAAACGCUGCAAACCCUGCAGGAGGAGACGGGUGUUUCGCUCAACACGGUCGACAGCGUGGAAGGGUUCGUGUCCGACAUUCACAAUGGCCACUGGGACACGGUGCUGAAGGCGAUCCAGUCGCUCAAGCUGCCCGACAAAAAGCUGAUCGAUCUGUACGAGCAGAUAGUGCUGGAGCUGAUUGAGCUGCGCGAGCUGGGUGCCGCCCGGUCGUUGCUGCGCCAGACGGAUCCGAUGAUAAUGCUGAAGCAGCAGGAAGCGGAACGGUACAUCCAUCUCGAGAACAUGCUACAGCGUGCGUAUUUCGAUCCGCGGGAAGCUUAUCCGGAGGGUUCGAGCAAAGAGAAACGCCGAGCCGCCAUUGCGACGGCACUGGCCGGUGAGGUGUCCGUGGUACCGUCGUCGAGACUGUUGGCACUGCUGGGACAGGCGUUGAAAUGGCAGCAGCACCAAGGAUUGCUACCGCCCGGUACAACGAUCGAUCUGUUCCGCGGUAAGGCAGCCAUCCGGGACCAGGAGGACGAAUCGUACCCGACGCAGCUGGCCCGGCAGAUCAAAUUCGGCCAAAAGUCGCACGUGGAAUGUGCACUGUUUUCACCCGACGGACAGUAUCUGGUCACCGGCAGUGUGGACGGCUUCAUCGAGGUGUGGAACUUUACCACCGGCAAGAUACGUAAGGAUUUGAAGUACCAGGCCCAGGACAACUUCAUGAUGAUGGAGCAAGCCAUCCUGUCGAUGGCGUUCUCGCGCGACUCGGAAAUGCUGGCGACCGGCUCGCAGGACGGACAGGUGAAGGUGUGGAAGCUGCUUACCGGCCAGUGUUUGCGUCGGUUCGAGAAAGCUCACUCGAAGGGCGUCACCUGUUUGCACUUUUCGCGCGACAACAGCCAAAUUCUCACCGCCUCCUUCGACCAUCUGAUCCGCCUGUACGGGCUGAAGUCGGGCAAAAUGCUGAAAGAGUUCCGCGGCCACACGUCGUUCGUAAAUGAGGCCGCCUUUUCGCCCGACGGUCAUCACGUACUGAGCGCCUCAUCGGACGGCACGGUAAAGGUGUGGUCGCUCAAGACGACCGAAUGCAUCUCGACGUUCAAAGCGCUCGGUACGCACCUGGCGGUCAACUCCGUGCUGAUACUGCCAAAGAAUCCGGAACACUUUGUGGUGUGCAAUCGAUCGAACACGGUUGUCAUCAUGAACAUGCAGGGCCAGAUCGUGCGCUCGUUCUCGUCCGGUAAGCGCGAGGGCGGUGCCUUCAUCUGCGCCACGAUAUCGCCCCGGGGCGAGUUCAUUUACUGCUGCGGUGAGGAUUUGGUGCUGUACUGCUUCUCCGUGACGUCGGGCAAGCUGGAGCGUACGCUGAACGUGCACGAAAAGGACGUCAUCGGGCUGACGCACCAUCCGCAUCAGAAUCUGCUCGCAUCGUACGGGUGCGAUGGGUUGCUGAAGAUGUGGAAACCCUAAAGAAGGUAGGGAAUAGCUGGCAUUAAUCCGUUGGUUUGUGUGAAACAAUACGCGAUAGCCGCUGCUUGUGUAGUAGCAUACCAUACAAUAAAGGACAAACGCCGUGUGACAUCAA